GCCCUUCCCUUGGCACGUGGGGGAGAGAAGGAAAGGAAGAGGGAGACGGGCUAGCCUGGCUGAGGGGAAGGUAUUUGCUUCUGGUACAGGUCAGAAUCCACAAAACCAGCAUGAUGAAGGCAGACGUUGAGCGGCUGCUGAUCCAGUUCCAAGAUGAGGCAGGCACGAUUCUGGGGUCCCCUUUCGACGUGCCCAUCGACAUCACACCUGAAAAACUGCAGCUGGUUUGCAAUGCCCUCCUGGACCAGGAGGAACCUGUCCCUUUGGCCUUCUAUGUGCAAGACUCAGAAAUCGUUGCUUCCCUGGAGAAGACGCUGGCCGAACAGGUGCUGGAGACCGAGAAGGUGGUGGAGAUCAUCUACCAGCCCCAGGCUCUGUUCAAGGUGCGGGCCGUCACUCGCUGCACCAGCUCUCUGGAGGGCCACAGUGAGGCUGUCAUCUCGGUCGCCUUCAGCCCCACUGGGAAGUACCUGGCCAGCGGCUCCGGUGACACGACCGUACGCUUCUGGGAUCUCAGCACAGAGACCCCGCACUUCACAGCCAAGGGUCACCGCCACUGGGUUCUCAGCAUUGCCUGGUCACCUGAUGGCAAGAAACUGGCAUCCGGAUGCAAGAACAGCCAGAUAUUCCUCUGGGACCCUGCCACAGGGAGCCAGAUCGGCCGGGCGCUGGUAGGGCACUCCAGGUGGAUCACUUCCUUGUGCUGGGAGCCGCUCCAUUUGAACUCAGAAUGUCGCUACCUGGCCAGCUCCUCCAAAGAUGGGAGCGUUCGCAUCUGGGACACAGUCGUGGGACGCUGUGACAAGAUCCUGACUGGCCACACACAGUCGGUGACCUGCAUCAAGUGGGGUGGAGACGGCUUGCUGUUCUCCGCCUCCCAGGACCGGACCAUCAAAGUCUGGCGGGCCAAAGACGGCGUUCUCUGCCGCACCCUCCAGGGUCACGGGCACUGGGUGAACACCAUGGCUCUCAGCACAGAUUACGCUCUCCGCACUGGGGCUUUUGAGCCAGCCGAGGCCUCCAUCAACCCCCAGGAUGUUAGCGGAUCCUUGGCAGAGAUAAAGGAGAAAGCUCUACACAGGUAUAAUCAGGUCAGGGGCCAAGGUCCGGAAAGACUGGUCUCAGGGUCAGACGACUUCACCUUGUUCCUCUGGGCCCCCGCAGAGGAUAAGAAGGCUCUGCAGAGGAUGACAGGCCAUCAGGCGCUGAUCAACCAAGUUCUCUUUUCACCGGACACCCGCAUCAUUGCCAGCGCAUCCUUCGACAAGUCCAUCAAGCUGUGGGACGGGAAGACUGGAAAAUUCUUGACCUCCCUACGAGGCCACGUCUCCGCGGUCUACCAGAUUGCCUGGUCAGCUGACAGCCGCCUCCUGGUCAGCGGGAGCAGUGACAGCACCCUCAAAGUAUGGGACACCAAGACCCGGAAGCUGGCCAUUGAUCUGCCCGGCCACGCAGAUGAGGUAUAUGCAGUGGAUUGGAGUCCUGAUGGUCAGCGAGUGGCCAGUGGAGGCAAAGAUAAAUGCCUGAGGAUCUGGAGGAGAUAGCUGACCCACAAGAUUGCUGAGACGUGACUGAUUCGUUCUUUCGCUUGCCAUGCGCCACUCGGACCCAACCACGUUCCUUUUUCAUGAAGAAGGGCUUGAAAAGAACUAAAGACCUUUUCCUGUAUCCCAACCAAGGAGAAAUCGUCCACCUUUGAGAGCACACUGCAACCGGUUUCAGAGGGAGGGUACUUUUGCUGUGGCCUUUUGCGAAUCUUGCAGUUCCACAUCCAGAUACAGAACCCUCCCCUUUUGUCUGUGUUACCUGCCCAGCUGCAGUAUAACAACUGAGAGCAGUGAGAACGUCCCUCAUUCAAAUCUUGCCUGGCUUGUUCAUUUACAAAGUGAAUUAGGCAAGGCCCAGAGCUAUCCACCUGGGCCCUCUCGCCGUACUGUGAAGAUAAUGUGGGCUUCUCUUGCUGGGUGCUUCUAAAAGCUGCAAAGAGAAUGGAUGUGGAAGGGCUUUGAGUAUUCAGAGUCCUGUAAAAAGCUGAUCCUCCCCAGUGGGAGUGGUCCAAGGCGAAGAAACAGCACUCUGUGUCUGCUCAGAGACUUGCAUUCUAGCACAGAUAAAGCCCUGGGGGCUUUUCCCCCUCCUUUUCCGGUUGGUGCCUGCGUAGAGAAGACCAAGUCGCCCUGACCAGAAGAACAUCCUCGUCUGACCCUCCUGAUCGACAGGAGAAGAGAGCUCUCCCUUUCUUUCUCUUCCAUUUUAAACAAAAAGCAGCCUGGUUAGCUGGCUCAGGGGAGUUAUUGAAGCUGGCAUUUACGGAAAGCACCUGCUAAGAUUUACCGGUUUUGCCAAGGCCGUUUAGGAUAACCUUUGACUCAGACCGGAAGUCAUGUGGUACUGCAUCUUGGUAGCAACCCCAGUCAGCCACCCCCACCCCAGACCUUCUGCCCCAUUUCUGGCCUUCUGAGGUAGAGUGCCUCAGUACACGGAGGGUCCGUUUAGCUACGCAAAUAUUUAUCUGAUCCCUUCCAGCGAGAUGACGGAUGGGCUAUUGAUUCAGAUUGAGAAGUCCCCGGCUUCGGAUCUCCAUUAACUGACCAGCACUGGAGUAACCUUAGAAAAGUUGCCUCCACUUCUCAGUAGAAGCAAGAGAGACAGUCUGUCUGGCUAAAAAGUAGGCCCCUGCCUGAAGGACUGGACCAUCUAGUGCUCCUCAGUCUUUUCCCUCUGGGUUCAGAGUCAAGGGCACCAAUUUUUCAUGACAUAUCAUUUCUCCUUAAGUGAAUAAUAAAAUAUAAAUAUUUUAAAA
Heteronotia binoei (common prickly gecko) is the source of this 2803-nucleotide messenger RNA. It is a transcript of the gene NLE1, whose product is annotated as notchless homolog 1. Gene Ontology annotation, biological process: Notch signaling pathway; ribosomal large subunit assembly. NCBI's taxonomy places the organism in Eukaryota, Metazoa, Chordata, Lepidosauria, Squamata, Gekkonidae. Gene Ontology annotation, cellular component: nucleolus. The record is from RefSeq and is a predicted model, not a curated record. The coding region runs from base 111 to 1544 and encodes 477 amino acids. Gene Ontology annotation, molecular function: protein binding. The transcript has 13 exons.